This is a messenger RNA of Rubroshorea leprosula, 1340 nucleotides long. The record is from the annotation of a GenBank genome assembly. Lineage: Eukaryota; Viridiplantae; Streptophyta; Magnoliopsida; Malvales; Dipterocarpaceae.
AGGGUUGAUGGCGUAUUUUAAUAGGGUAGUAAGAAGACUAGAAUAGGAUUAGAUUCAUUAAGUAAGAAAGGGCUUCCUCUUUUAGAUCUUCCAGAGAAUAUAGCCUUUUAAGUUUUGCUAGGAAAUAAUGGAGAAAAAGAGUUCAUGGGCAAGGUUUGGUUUCACACUGGAUGAAGAAUUGAAGAAAGUGGCUGCUUGUGAUGAUGUGAAGGCAGCUCUUCAAACUAAGAUUAGCAGAGAACGCAUUGGAACUGAGAUUGAUCUCAUGACCUCUGGCAAUCACCCUGAUAGAGCAGUGGCCUAUAUUCGUGAUUUGACAGUAUUUUGGAUUGUCUUCAAUCUUCCUCAUGAAUUUGAGCCUGCAUUACCAGAGGAAUGCCAUAGGCUUUGUAUUGCAUGCAUAGAUGCUGCAUGGAAUCUAAUCCAACUAAUUGGGUGCUUUAACUUCAAUGCUGCUUUAUUUUUUCCACUCCGGAAUAUGGCAUACAAGGAAUGCAAAGCUAAAAGGAUUCCUGUUGUCAACCACAUUUUGAGGGAUUCUCUGAAGCGAAAAGUUAGUGAUGCUGAAACAGUUCUUAACAUCCAUAAUGCAUUGGAGAAAUUCUUACCCUUGAUUCCAUCUUGUGUGUCUAAUGAGGAUGCCCACCUCACUGGAGUUGAAUGGGGAAGAGAACUUAUUGAUGUCCCUGGUACUUCAAAACUGUGUGUGUUGACAGGGUUUCUGCUGAGAGAAAUCAAAGAUUUCUGGCAAGUUGCCUUAUUGUUGUCUACAUUGCUAUACCCAGCUGAUGUCAAUUAUACUCAAGAUAUGCUAAACAAGCACUUUGAACUGGAGAAGAGAAAAGAGUUGUUCGUGACGGUUGAAAAUGCCAUUGUAAAACUAGGUCUGGAGAAGGUUUGGGAUCUAAAGUCAUUAGUUAAUGGGAAAGCUAUAAUGGACAUUCUGCAGCUUAAAGCUGGAGGACCACUUGUUAGAGAUUGGCAACAAAAACUCCUUGCAUGGCAGUUAGCUCAUCCCUCUGGUACCAAAGAGGAAUGUCUCAAUUGGAUGCGAGAAACCCAUUUAAAUCACACAGAGAUGGAGUAAUUGCCCCGUCAGCUGCCUGCAGUCUCCAUUAGGCAAUAGUUCCAGUAGGAGCCUGAUGAGUUCUCUCUAUGGUACUUCUGUCGAAAAUCUCGAUUAUGGCUACCAUCCAAGCACUGCUAACAUCCUUGAACUACAGAAUUUCUAGCGGAUGACACUGAAAAGCUUCACAGGGAGCAGAGUCAACCAUAAGAAAUUUUGUACACAUGCUUGGUAUAACAAUAUAUAGUCACUAUAAUAAUUGUGAUUAAUUUCU